Messenger RNA from Notothenia coriiceps (black rockcod), 1872 nucleotides. It is a transcript of the gene capn2l, whose product is annotated as calpain 2, (m/II) large subunit, like. Gene Ontology annotation, cellular component: cytoplasm. The coding region runs from base 82 to 1872 and encodes 596 amino acids. NCBI's taxonomy places the organism in Eukaryota, Metazoa, Chordata, Actinopteri, Perciformes, Nototheniidae. Gene Ontology annotation, molecular function: calcium-dependent cysteine-type endopeptidase activity. The record is from RefSeq and is a predicted model, not a curated record. Gene Ontology annotation, biological process: proteolysis. The transcript is spliced from 17 exons.
CAGCAAAGCCUGUCUAUCCACACACACAGACCAGCUGGGAGACAGUCGUAGAUAGUCAGAGAUUUUUAGAGUAAAAUAAAAAUGUCUGGCAUUGCAUCUAAACUUCAGCACAACCGAGAGAAAUCCCAAGGGAUAGGAGCCAACUCAAAAGCGGUUAAAUACCUGAACCAGGACUUUGAAUCGCUGAGGAACAGCUGUCUGGAGAGAGGGCAGCUUUUUCAGGAUGACUGCUUUGAGCCUCUGCCAUCAUCCUUAGGCUUCAAAGAUCUGGGACCAAAUUCCCACAAAGUUCAGGGCAUCCAGUGGAAAAGACCAAGGGAGUUGUGCUCCAAACCACAAUUCAUAAUUGAAAAUGCUUCCAGGACUGAUAUCUGUCAAGGAGCACUUGGUGACUGCUGGCUCUUGGCAGCUAUUGCUUCCCUGACUCUCAGCAAACAGGUUUUGUCUCGUGUUGUCCCCCACGAUCAAAGCUUUGAGAAGAACUACGCUGGCAUUUUUCAUUUUGAGUUCUGGCAGUUUGGUGAGUGGGUGGAUGUGGUGGUUGAUGACCGCUUGCCCACCAAAGAUGGAGAGCUGCUGUUUGUUCACUCAGAGAAGAAUUCAGAGUUUUGGAGCGCGCUGCUGGAGAAGGCCUACGCCAAGGUUAAUGGAUGCUACGAGGCUCUUUCUGGAGGCAGCACCAUUGAGGGUUUCGAGGACUUCACUGGAGGCAUUGCUGAGAGGCAUGAACUGGGGAAGGCAGGCCCCCGACUCUUCAAAACCAUUAAGAAGGCCUUGGAUAGAGGAUCGCUUCUGGGAUGCUCCAUUGAUAUUACCAACGCGUCGGACUCAGAAGCCGUCACAUAUCGCAAGCUGGUGAAGGGCCAUGCCUACUCGGUGACAGGAGCGGAGCUGGUGGAGUAUAGAGGAAACCGGGUGCAGUUGAUCAGAAUUAGAAACCCAUGGGGUCAGGUGGAGUGGAAUGGAGCCUGGAGUGACAAGUCUUCUGAGUGGAGAUAUGUGAGUGACAGUGACCGGGACAGGCUGAUCAAGCGUUGUGAGGACGGGGAGUUCUGGAUGUCAUUUUCAGACUUCCUGCGCCAAUAUUCCCGCCUUGAGAUCUGCAACCUGACACCUGAUGCCCUCAAAGAUGACCAGUUCCAGAAAUGGGCGGAGUCAGAAUUUGAAGAAACGUGGAGAAGAGGCGUGUCAGCUGGUGGUUGCAGAAACUUCCCAAAUACCUUCUGGAUGAAUCCUCAGUUUGUCAUAAAGCUGGAAGAGGCGGAUGAUGACUCUGAUGAUGGUGAGGAUGGCUGCACCUUCAUCGUGGGCUUGAUGCAGAAGAACAGACGCCGUUUGAAGAAAAUGGGGCAGGACAUGCAGACCGUCGGCUUUGCCAUCUACGACCUGCCUAAGGAGUACUAUGGCCAAAAGCAAGUGCAUCUGAAAAGAAACUUCUUUGUGCGCCACGCUUCAGCUGCGCGCUCCGAGACCUUCAUCAACCUGCGAGAAGUUUGCAACCGCUUCUGUCUUCCUCCAGGCGAAUACCUCAUCAUCCCCUCCACCUUUGAGCCCAACAAGAACGGAGACUUUUACGUGCGGGUGUUCUCUGAGAAACCGGCCUCAUUCCAAGAGAUAGAUGAUCCUGUGGACUGCCAUGUUGAGCAGAUUAACAUUGAUGAAGAUGACAUCAGUGACAGAUUCAAGAAACUGUUUGGACAGCUUGCCGGAGCUGAUGUGGAGAUUUCUGCAUUUGAGCUGCAGAGAAUCCUCAACCGAGUGGUGGGGAAGAGAGAGGACAUUAAAACCAGUGGGUUUAGCCUGACGACUUGCCGCAACAUGAUCAAUCUGCUGGAUCUCUGUGAGAAAGUGAAUAAGCAUUAUAUUCCAUAG